CUUUACCGAGCGCUCGAGCGCGACGCGAUCCGCCUCUUCCAAAUCGCACCUCUCGUCGCGCAAAACAUCGCCGGUUUUCCCCGGCGAAAUCGCGCGGGAAAAUGGAGGCCCACGGCGGCGCCGCCUCGGGUCUGAAGCGCGUCCUGGUACUCGCGUUCUGCGUUGCGGGAAUCUGGUCGGCCUACAUCACCCAGGGCGUCCUCCAGGAAACUCUAUCCACCAAGCGAUUUGGACCGGAUGGGAGGAGGUUCGAUCACCUCGCAUUCCUCAAUUUUGCGCAGAACGUGGUUUGCUUCGUGUGGUCUUUUAUAAUGAUAAAGCUGUGGUCGAAGAGCUCCGAAGGACGUGCUCCACUGUUCAAGUAUUGUGGCGUGAGCAUCACUAACACCAUCGGCCCAGCUAUGGGGAUCGAAGCUUUGAAGUACAUUAGCUACCCGGCACAGGUGCUGGCUAAAUCUUCAAAGAUGAUACCUGUAAUGUUGAUGGGGACUCUAUUGUAUGGUGUCAAAUACACAAUACCUGAAUAUAUUUGCUCCUUCCUCGUUGCUGGAGGGGUAUCUGCAUUUGCUCUUUCAAAGACCAGCUCAAAGACUAUAAGGAAGCUCGCUCACCCGAAUGCUCCUCUUGGUUAUGGGCUAUGCUUUCUCAACCUAGCAUUUGAUGGUUAUACAAAUUCCACACAGGAUUUAAUAAAAUCAAGGUACCCAAAGACUAAUCCCUGGGAUAUAAUGCUGGGAAUGAAUUUGUGGGGCACCGUAUACAAUGCUCUACUCAUGUUUGGCGGGCCAUUCUUUUUUGCGAACUGGCCCUAUGCAAACGGUUUCGAGGCAUUGAAAUUUUGCAGGGAGAAUCCAGAGGUAGCGUGGGACAUCUUCCUAUUUUGCCUCUGUGGGGCUGUUGGGCAAAACUUCAUCUUCCUAACAAUCAGCCGCUUUGGUUCCCUGACCAACACGACAAUUACCACCACUCGCAAAUUCAUGAGCAUCGUCGUGUCCUCCGUAAUAAGCAGCAAUCCCUUAUCCUUGAAGCAGUGGGGAAGUGUUAUUAUGGUCUUCACAGGACUUUCCCUCCAAAUCUUCCUCAAGUGGAAGAGAAAGAAAGCAUGAGGAAUAGGGCUCUACUUGGUUGGCCUUCUCUUCUUUUCUUUUUUGAUUGAUUUGAUGUAAACUCUUUUAUGUCCCUUCUUUUUUGUGGGCUAGCUUAAAAGGAAUUUUAGCCCCUUAUUUAGAACAAUGACUUACAUGGAAAAUCAUGGGAGUGUUUUCUCUCCAUUUAGAAAUAGAAAUUCUACAAUUUGCUCAACGGGUAA
Molecule: messenger RNA, 1309 nt
Organism: Ananas comosus (pineapple)
Lineage: Eukaryota; Viridiplantae; Streptophyta; Magnoliopsida; Poales; Bromeliaceae
Product: UDP-galactose/UDP-glucose transporter 3
Exons: 7
Coding region: 102-1106 (334 amino acids)
Biological process (GO): UDP-galactose transmembrane transport
Cellular component (GO): endoplasmic reticulum membrane; Golgi membrane
Molecular function (GO): UDP-galactose transmembrane transporter activity; UDP-glucose transmembrane transporter activity
Source: RefSeq, a predicted model, not a curated record